Messenger RNA from Bipolaris maydis ATCC 48331, 2885 nucleotides. RefSeq lists its product as uncharacterized. Gene Ontology annotation, molecular function: DNA binding. NCBI's taxonomy places the organism in Eukaryota, Fungi, Ascomycota, Dothideomycetes, Pleosporales, Pleosporaceae. The record is from RefSeq and is a predicted model, not a curated record. Gene Ontology annotation, cellular component: nucleus.
AUGGCAGUCGUGCCCGAAAUGGGACGCCGCGGCUCGUUGGGCUCGGACAACACCUCGAGGAUCAGCUUACCGUACCCGUCGCAUUCCAAGACGUAUGCAAAAGAGAGCAUCUACGCGCGCGACACCAUCGACAGAAGAAAGUCGACCAUGACGCCAGAAGCCACGGAUGUCGACACAAUGGUUGCAGACAAGGACAACGAGGAGCCCACUGUGGCACAGCCGCCCAACCACGUACCACCCCCGCCCUCACGAGCGCCUCCGAGCCCCCCGCUCACUGCGACUACCGCCGCAGACUUGAGAAGGGCAGCCAGCUCAAACAGCAUGUGGCGCAGAGACGCAGACGUACUUGCCCGGGAGAUGGAGGACGGUCGCCAGAGCGUGGACAGCGGUACGCGCAUGACAUCGCAGGCUGGCCCCCGGAUAGCAUCACGCUCUAGUGUCAGGGAGGGCGACGAAUUCGACGGCACUGACCUCACCUCCACCACUGGAUCGCAGCCCAGCACCAUUCGUGCAAAGUCACCUCAAUUGGCGCCGAGGACGACGACAGCAAGUCCCUCAAAUGCCCGGCCGCCGGGCAGGACCUCGACGCCAGUAAGAACAUCAACACCAGCCAGAACAUCGACGCCAAUCAAAGUCAAAGUCAAGAGCAGAGCACCGUCUGAAUACACGAUUGAUUCAGAAGCUACCUCUGUUAUUCAGGAUCACAGUGCCCACCACCGGGGCUCUUCUCCCCCGCAGUCAGAUGCAUCGCCCUCUUCUGUUGUAGAUUCAUCACCGCGCACUCCCACCCAGCACUCAGUUCUGCCUUCUGUUGUCUCGUCUGCCAAGGAUGGGCCGUCUGUGAUUGAGGUCAUGACAGAUCCCAUGUCCCGCACUCAAUCGGUAGACCCCAGCUAUGCACAGGCACCCAUGACGCCGCCACCUCCACCGCCGCCGCCGCCAAUGAUGAUGAUGGAUGCUCCUCGGGUCGACUACUUGCUGCAGAAUGGUGGUCUUGCGAAGCCAAUUCCGCGAAGCUUGCUGGCAGCCAUUGAUGGAGUUCCCGCUGCUUCGUAUUCUCACUACACGACGCCGCGACUAUCUGGUGCACAGGCCCACGAUGUGCGAUCAUUUUUCAAGCCAUUGCAGAAUGUUCUCAACAGUUACAAUACCGUCAUGGACACGAGUGGUUCGCUAGCCGUUGCCACGGGUUACCGUUCGGUUGCACGGCGCCUGCUCGAUCGUCUCGAAAACGUUUUUGCUCGCAACAUCUCAUCUGAGCAUUGCCAGUGCAUGAUGUGCUUUGAUCGACCAGUGGUUGAGGAUUCUGCAGGGGUGAAUUGGGGAGAGGUCCUGGAACUGGUUUCCGGUCGUUGUGAGCUACCACCGUGGCCACCAUACGAAGAAGGUCCUGGGCCCGGACUGGGUAUAUCAUCUGAACUAGAAGCACCAUGCCAACGAAUUGAUGUCGACGUUCCCGAGCAGUACCGCGAGCACUAUGAGAAGCAAUCCAAGAAGACCAAAGUUGCAGUACAGUCUUGGCUGUCUGAUCAGCAGGACAAUGUUCCUGAAGACGCUGAUGACGAGACACUUACAUUUAUCAUGCUCACACGUCUAGAGCAACCACAACGACCGCUCUUCUAUGCGCUGCUAUGGGGAUUAGAGAAACUUCCAAAUCCCAGGACGCAGAAGCCCGACACGGGUACUCCGCCAUACUUGACCAAGGCCGGCAUCGCACUGCAGCGCCUAUAUCGACUCACCAGCCCGCCGCGUGACCAGCUAACUGUCAUGUAUCUUAUUCAACAUGCCGACAUGCACAACAUGCUGGCAACACUGGCAGCGGUUACCAAGCAUGAAUGGGAGAUCCUUGUGUCUGGGCGUUUUGACGGGUUCCUGUGGUCUGGCGCUGAAGACGUGCCGGACCUGAGCGGGACUCCACCUCGAACAGGCUCGAGGGCGGGUCAGAUACGACCGGCGGACGGACCGCAGCGAUUUGCUUCGCCGUUCACGCCCUACUCACGCCCUGGAUCCACUCGGCCGGGAUCAGUGCGGCCACCCGGAGGUGCGCCGGUGCAGAUUGAUGAAGAAACCGAGAUUGCGGUGCUGGCAGAAAUCGAGCGAGAAAUCUACCUGGGCAUGGAGGCCAUGGAGGACGCCUUUGAACAGCUUCACAACCAGGCGGAGAUGGUACGGCGACGGCUGCGUGAGCGGGCGGCAGCUCUGUCCAUGGUGGCACAGCGACGCAGGGGCAUGGGGGGCAUUGAAGUCCGGACGGAUACGCCGGCCAACCUGCGCGACGCUGACGAAGGCAUCGACGAUCUCAAGAGCGAGAUUGGACCUGACGAUUCGGCCAGCAAUGUCAGCAACAACCGAAGACGAAAAGCCCAUCGGGCGCGUGAGAGGAGAACGCCAGCUCCGGUGGAGGAGGAGAGCGAGGAAGACGUGGCGCUUGCGGAGCGGAUACGCAGACGUUUCUGAUGCGAAUGAAUAAAGACUUUGGAAGGACCUGGGCAUCUGGUGGAGUUUGUUUUAUCGUUAUUUUUGCUUUUGUCUUGUCAGCAGGAGUUUUUUGUUUGUGUGUUUCGUUUUUGUCAAUGGUUCGGGGCACCAUGGCGGAUACGAUUUCAUGGUUUGAGAUGACGGCCGCAACAAAUGGAUACCCAAUUUUAGUGAGAGAGUGUGGAAGAGAGCAUGGACUGUGCGCUGUGCUGCAUCCCACAUAGCUUGGCGUAGAUGGCGUAUGUAUACGAAAUGUAUAUUGUUUACUUUGCGGGUCAGACGGAUGACGUCAGGAGUGAUCGCUGCCAGCAUGCCUGAUUUGCAUGAGGGUGAAGGGGUAGUAGUAGUAGUAGUAGUAGUAGUAGUAGUAGUAGUAGUAGUAGUAGUAGUAUAAUAACAAGUGUGCU